Molecule: messenger RNA, 2561 nt
Organism: Carassius gibelio (silver crucian carp)
Lineage: Eukaryota; Metazoa; Chordata; Actinopteri; Cypriniformes; Cyprinidae
Product: serine/arginine-rich splicing factor 11
Exons: 11
Coding region: 1150-2133 (327 amino acids)
Cellular component (GO): nucleoplasm
Molecular function (GO): RNA binding
Source: RefSeq, a predicted model, not a curated record
CAGGUGUAUAUCCCAGAAGCCCGAGGGGCAGGAGCGGAUGUUUAACUCACUGCCUCCAUUAAACUUUUCUCUUUGUCAUUUGUGUGUGUGAUUUUAUAGAGCCGGCAGAUGUCUGAGAGUGACCCUGUAGACAAAUAAACACGGCCGGCCGGUCCACGUGUUUCCCUGCAGUAAACUAGUAUCACAGACAGAGAUAAUCGCUCUGUUCAAGCACUGCACUCAUGUUUAGACUCAGAGAAUCUUUCUGCAUUGCAUGCUAAUAAAGUACGGUAAGAUGCGCUGUAGUGCAUGAGUGUUUAGCUCAGCGCGUUUGAUAGGGCUUUCCUCUGCGAUUGUGAUCUCUCUCCAACAUCCCUGUAACAUUAUCAGCCGCUUUUAGCUUGUUUUUAUGAGUAAGAGUCAGGUCUAGAAUGCUUUUGUUCCUCUCCACAUGACUGAAAAGGCCUGAGAAGCUUUUUAACGGUCGUUUCUGUUUUUUGUUGUUGUGUUUUCCAGUUUUUUCCCUGGUUCUGCACGUCCUGUAAACCAGGCCCAGCAGAAAAUGCCACCCAACAGUUUUGUCUCCUGCAGCUUGUCUCUCUCUCAUAUUCUCUCUCUCUCUCUCUCUCUCUCUCUCUCUCUCUCUCUCGUGUGUGUGUGUGUGUGUGUGUGUGAGAGAUGUAUUAAUUCCAGAGGCUCUCACCAAACAUUAAGUCGUUUAACUCUAGUUCUGUUCCUCUUCAGCAUUUGACACACACACACAGAGUUUAGUUUUGGAAGUUUAUUCUGUUUCAGAUCAGCUUUAGCUCGUAAAGCGAUGUUAUUUGCAUUGGUAAUGGUAAGUCAUGUCAUCAGUGGAUUGAUGAACUGUCAUGUGAUGCUGACACCCGAAUCAUAAACUCUGUUUUGUCUAUCUUGAUGUCUCUGUGUGCUUUAUAGCGAAGCAGCCGACCUGAAUCGCUUGUUCAUUAUACCACUUAUGAAACUUGAGAGCACAUCCCAGUGGAGAUCCGGCUGUGCUUGCUUACAUUUGGUUCAUGACUUAAAAAAUCAAGUUCAGGAGUGAUUCCUGACGAAUCCAAGGCUCUGUCGCUGCUGGCUCCAGCCAAUGCCGUCGCAGGAUUGCUGCCCGGAGGCGGGCUCCUCCCGACACCCAACCCCGUCACAUCUAUGGGUGGUGUUUCUCUUGGAGGUCUUGGAGGGCCGAACUUGGACCCCAUGGCAGCUCUGGCCCUGGCGGCACCCAAUAUAAACACUCAGGCUUUGUCAGCCGAGCAGCUUAUGAAGCUGAUGGCAUCCAUAGACCCCAAGCUGAAUCAUCUGGCCUCGGGGCUCAACCUGAGCUCUGGACUGAAGACAGACUCCAACAAAGAGAUCGAAGAAGCCAUGAAGAGAGUGAGAGAAGCGCAGUCUCUGAUCUCCGCCGCCAUCGAGCCCGGAAGUAAGAAGGAUGAUAAACGCAAGCGCUCCAGGUCCAGAUCCCGGCGCAGGAGGUCCAGGUCCCGCUCCAGACACAGGAGGUCUAAGAGUCACUCCAGACGCAGAUCUGGCUCCAGGAGCAGGAGGAGGUCCAAGAGCCCCAGGAGGAGGAAGUCUCACUCCAGGGACCGCGGCAGACGCUCCAGGUCCAGAGAUCGGAGGAAGGAUGACAAGAGCAGAAAACGUUCAAAGACUCCACCCAAGAGCUACAGCAGCGCCAGACGCUCCCGCAGCACCAGCCGCAAACGGCACAGGAGAAGUCGCAGCGCGUCUCGAUCACCGAAGAAGUCACGAUCUCCCAAGAGGAAACUGUCCCGCUCGCCGUCUCCUCGCAGACACAAGAAAGAGAAAAAGAAGGACAAAGACCGUGAGCGAGACCGGAAGGACGACUGGGACAGAAAUCGGGACAAAAGAGAACGUUCCGACAGCAAGAAGAGCAAAGACAAGGACCGAGACAGAGACAGAGACAGGAAGUCCGACAGCGAGAAGGGAGAUGUGAAGGUGACCAGGGACUACGACGAGGAGGAGCAGGGCUACGACAGCGAGCACGAGAGGAACUCGGACGCCGUCUCGUCGCCGCACGCUAAAGAGCUCCGAGCGGACAGCGCAGGCCGCGGAGAGUCAGACGGACACAGUGAAGACCAGCGAGACGAAGACAUGGACAUGAGCGACUGAAGCAGUGUUCCAGUUCAGACCGGAUCAUUCCUUCGAGUUUCAGAAUCUGCUGUGUGUUCUAGAGCGGUUUCUUCUCUCGCGGAACGAUCUUAUCCUGUAUAUUUAGUGUAGGCUAUGUCUGUUAGCAGUUUCUAUUUAAAGAAAUCACCCUCUAAUUAAAAGUGCUUGGAUAACAUUGUCAAGCCUUGUUUUUUUUGUUUUGUUUUUUAAAAUGGAAUUGCAUUUGUUUUUUAUAGUUAGCCUGAGUUGGUUUGUCAUUUUAAACUCGUUUGUGGAAUUUCGCGUAAACUGAUUAACUUUUUUUCUUGCGGGUCAUUCACAGUCUGUUUUUCUGUAGUGAACUCGCAAGACUGUCUUUUGCGAAGAAAAUGACUUCUGUGUACUGUUUGCGAUGUUAUGAAUUUAAAAUAAAACUUCGUAUAAAAUUC